This is a messenger RNA of Medioppia subpectinata, 1006 nucleotides long. Lineage: Eukaryota; Metazoa; Arthropoda; Arachnida; Sarcoptiformes; Oppiidae. The record is from the annotation of a GenBank genome assembly.
UAAUUGACAGUAAAUGCAGUAAAGAUAUAUUAAAACAACUUUUAACUCCUGAAACGCUUGAAAAAUGGCAAACAUUUGUCGAACAAAUAUUAGCAAAAAUCAACAAAACUCUAUCGACUCCUCUCGUAAACGAAAUGCCAAAUUCUGUGGCUAUGGAUGAAGAGUCUCUCCGACAACAGGAAAGCACUCUUCAACAGGCAUUCAUUGAAUACCAAAUGCAACAAAUGACACGAAAUCUUUGCACACAAAUAGCAUUCGCGGCCAACGAAUUCACUGAAGUUAACGAAAGCAUUCCCUCUCAAAUAGAUUCGCUCUCAAGAAUUAACUUCAACUUUGAGAACCAAUUGCAACAAAAGGACAAUAGUUUAGAGUUUGAGAAACUAUGUACUGAAAGAGCGAAGACAACAUGGUCGUCUCACAAUUCUGGACCAAUGGCUCCCAUACCUAUGGAAACAUCGAACCCGUGGGAGAACUUGAAUGCAACUAAAAUGGAAACAAAUACCACCACCUCUUCGGCAAUAUCACCCAUAGAACCCGACUCUUGGGCUGAUUUCAGCAGUUUUCCCACAAUUGAUUUCAGCGCGUCUGCAAUGAACAGAUCCGUUAGCAAUAGCGUCACUACUCCUCCGACUUCCUUAUCUUCAUCUGAAGCUCAGAUCCCAACGACUGACUUUCCUGAGAGCACGACAAGCGAUGAAGCAUUGCUGGCAUCACAAGUGGGCUCGAGUUCGAGCGCCGAUUCUGCCGGUGCUGUCAAUUCAUUAGAAGAAUCGCAUUUUGCAAAGAACUCGAGUGACGAUCAGGAGAAUGUGGUCACAUCUUCGACUAGUGAUUCCAUACCGAAUGGUCCCAACUCUUGAACACAUCCUGUAUUUUGAGCCAUUGUUUUAUUAGAAGUGAUAUAAUAAUUAUUACUAAAUGAAUCUAUCUCAACAAUUGAUAUCAUACAUGUGUAUAGUAUAUCAAUUCUGUGAGAUAUAUAUUAAAUUAAUAAUUAAAAUAAAAA